UAAAAAGCCAAAACUUGCUCCUUUCCAUAAUGAUGAUAAUUUUACAGAGAAGUUCAGAACCUCGUGAUGAGAAUAUCAGAAAAACAGCAGCAAAACUAGUACCACCUUUCUCACUCUUUCUCUCUUUCUCUUUCUCUUUGUGUAUUUAUUUGGAAGUUGUUGUAGCCAUGAACCAUGAGAGCUAGCUAGCAAAGAGUUUUUGGUGUUUUGCUUGUAUUUUAUUUUCAAAGUUGAAAGGGAGAAGAAGAUUGAUUGAUUUAUGGGGAGUGGUGGUAGUAGUGGUGGUGGUGGGACUAAGAGGAAUGGAUCAGGAGAAGUUAGGCAGUAUAUUAGAUCUAAAGUUCCAAGAUUAAGAUGGACUCCUGAUCUCCAUUACUGUUUUCUUCAAGCUAUUGAAAAGCUUGGUGGCCAACACAAGGCUACUCCAAAGCUUCUUCUUCAACUCAUGGAUGUUAGAGGACUAACCAUUUCUCAUGUCAAGAGCCACCUUCAGAUGUUUAGAAGCAUGAGGAAUGACUACAAUAAACAAAUUACAAGUGAUGUUCAUGGUGAUCAUCACCAAGAUGAUAAUUCAAAGCCAACAGUGAAAAGAGCUAGAGUGGAAACACAGCCCAUCUGCAAUACCAGAGAAACCUCUCAGUGCUCUUUUGAUAAUUUUCAAAAAGAAGUUAAUCUCUUCAAUGGAGCAGGAUCAGGCUUUUUCAAGGUGGGCAAAGAAGAAGAAGAUGAGGAGGUUGAUGAUUGCUCGCUUUUGUUAUCGUUAUCAUCGCAUAAAAAGAGGAAGAAUAUGGUAAACACUUGUUCGGCAAGUGAAAGCAGUUGCAUUUUCUCAAGCUCUGGUUACUCUGAUGGAUAUUGCAGCAUAAACUUGGAGCUUUCCAUGUCUACUUGUGGAUCUUAUUCUUAUUCUGUAAUUUAACGCCUUGUUUUUGUUGUUCAGAUUAUGAUGAUGAUCAAUGAAAAUUUCAAAAAAAGA
This is a messenger RNA of Dioscorea cayenensis subsp. rotundata (Guinea yam), 976 nucleotides long. Its product is annotated as putative Myb family transcription factor At1g14600. The coding region runs from base 260 to 919 and encodes 219 amino acids. The record is from RefSeq and is a predicted model, not a curated record. The transcript is spliced from 6 exons. Gene Ontology annotation, molecular function: DNA-binding transcription factor activity; transcription cis-regulatory region binding. Lineage: Eukaryota; Viridiplantae; Streptophyta; Magnoliopsida; Dioscoreales; Dioscoreaceae. Gene Ontology annotation, biological process: regulation of DNA-templated transcription; abaxial cell fate specification.